Anopheles aquasalis is the source of this 1498-nucleotide messenger RNA. RefSeq lists its product as uncharacterized. Gene Ontology annotation, molecular function: hydrolase activity, hydrolyzing N-glycosyl compounds. Lineage: Eukaryota; Metazoa; Arthropoda; Insecta; Diptera; Culicidae. The record is from RefSeq and is a predicted model, not a curated record.
UGUGACGAGUAGCUAAACGAAACGUUAAAUUAAACAAAGGAAAUGAGUUCAUGAAAAUCGUUAACUGUUCUUCUUAUCUAUGGUGAAGGUUGCCGCAUCCGAAGCUGCGCUCAAGUGGAAAGCGAUUUUCACCUUGACCAUGAAGCUACCUUUCGCAUACGAUCAGCGUGCGAACAGGAAGGGAAUUCGUUGUUGUUGUACGUUAGACAGAUGAGCGUAUAUUGACGCUUUUAUUGACGUAAUUAAACCGGGCCAAGCCAUUGUGCUAGCGCUAUUCGCGAUAAGCGCACGCGGGAUGCUGAUUUGCCGCAUAAACGGGUCGACGCAUAUUCCUGAGCAAUGUAUGUGAUACAGUUUUUCAAAUUACUCUCGGUACUCUGUGUACUGGCGGGACUAGCUAACAGUGUCGAACGUAGAAAAGUGAUCGUCAGUGUGGAUGCGGGGGCGGACGAUGCGUGGGCGCUCUUCUAUCUGCUGCAGGCCGUCGACGAGGUGGAUGUGCUGGCGAUUAGCUGCUCGCAUGGGAACACCAACGUAACGAACGUGGCGACGAAUGUGUUGCGAGUGCUUGAGGCACUGCAGCGUACCGAUGUGCCGCUGUACAUAGGUUCCAAAGAGCCGAUCUUGCGACCAGAUCGUCGAACGAACUUCGGUACACCGUAUUUCGGAACGGACGGUUUCUCGGAUGUGCCGUUCGAGCGGGAACCUAACCGCGCUCCGCUGCGGGACGGCCAUACGCUGCAGCAGCUGUACGGGUUGAUCGCUGAGCAUCCGAAUGAGGUGACAUUCGUCAAUCUCGGACCAUUGACGGACUUGGCGCUACUGUUGAAGAUCUAUCCGGAGGCGCGCCUGCUGCUCAAAGCCGUCUUCUUGAUGGGUGGUAAUCGGCACGGCGUCGGUAACACGGAGCAGGCGGCCGAGUUUAACUUUUACAAGGAUCCGGAGGCUGCCAGCAUCGUGAUGCAGACGUUCGCCGGCGCGAUCACCAUCCUGCCGUGGGAGACCGCUUUACGAUCCAACCUGGUAACCACCGUGGACUGGCGUAUGGAUGUGCUGGGGGCUAGCAGCAAACCAAUCGUCGCGCUGCUGAACCGGGUGGAGCGGGCGGCACUGGAGCGUCUCCCACCAGCCGAGCGUACCUGGAUGCCGUGCGACCUGCUGGUGGCAAUGGCCCUGGUGUCACCGCACCUGGUCACCGAAAGCAAGCAAUACGAGGGAGAUGUGGAGCUGAGCGGUCGCUUGACCCGCGGCCAGCUGGUACUGGAUCAUGGCAAUGAGGGCAGCGGACCGAUAACGAUCAUCGAUAAUCUGGACGAUACGAAGGUGUGGGAGUUGCUGCUGAAGCUACGCUAAUCGCCGUCCUUGCUGGAACAUUCCGGGUGUGAGUCCAUCAUUACCAUCAUCAGCUGUCAGUUGAGAACGGUUAACACCAAGCUUUAAAGCCCAUAUAAUAUAAUUAUAUUGCUCCGCUAAGGCAAGGCAUAUUGUGAAACACGCA